Molecule: messenger RNA, 1970 nt
Organism: Rhododendron vialii
Lineage: Eukaryota; Viridiplantae; Streptophyta; Magnoliopsida; Ericales; Ericaceae
Product: pyruvate decarboxylase 2-like
Exons: 6
Coding region: 55-1836 (593 amino acids)
Molecular function (GO): thiamine pyrophosphate binding; carboxy-lyase activity; magnesium ion binding
Source: RefSeq, a predicted model, not a curated record
CCAUUUUCUCUCUCUCUCUCUCUCCAACACAAACCUAAGAUCCAUUCUCCCACCAUGAUCGGAACGCUCCCCUCCACCACCCCCCAAAACGGCACCGUCCAACCCUCCCACCACGUCUCCACCCCCGACACCGCCACCCUCGGCCGCCACCUCGCCCACCGCCUCGUCCAGAUUGGCGUCACCGACGUCUUCUCCGUACCCGGGGACUUCAACCUCACCCUCCUCGACCACCUCAUAGCCGAGCCGGGGCUCAACAACGUCGGCUGCUGCAACGAGCUCAACGCCGGCUAUGCCGCCGACGGAUACGCGCGGUCCCGCGGCGCAGGGGCGUGCGUUGUUACGUUCACGGUGGGCGGGCUGAGCGUGCUCAACGCCAUUGCAGGCGCGUAUAGCGAGAACUUGCCGGUUAUCUGUGUGGUGGGGGGUCCGAACACGAAUGAUUACGGGACGAACCGGGUUUUGCAUCAUACGAUCGGGUUGCCGGAUUUUAGUCAGGAGCUGAGGUGCUUUCAGACUGUUACUUGCUAUCAGGCUGUUAUUAGUAAUUUGGAAGAUGCACAUGAACAAAUUGACACGGCCAUCUCUACUGCUAUGAAAGAGAGCAAGCCCGUCUAUAUAAGCAUCAGUUGCAAUUUAGCUUCCAUUCCUCACCCCACUUUCAGCAGAGAACCCAUUCCAUUUGCCCUGUCGCCCCGGUUGAGUAACAAGAUGGGGCUUGAAGCUGCUGUGGAAGCAGCAGCAGCAUUUCUUGACAAGGCAGUGAAGCCAGUAAUGGUGGGAGGUCCAAAACUCCGAGUUGCAAAAGCCAAUGAUGCCUUCGUUGAACUGGCAGAUGCUUCUGGUUAUGCUGUGGCGGUGAUGCCAUCCGCGAAAGGAAUGUUUCCAGAGCACCACCCUCGAUUCAUAGGGACCUACUGGGGUGCCGUUAGCACUGCAUUUUGCGCGGAGAUUGUGGAAUCAGCAGAUGCUUACUUGUUUGCUGGCCCCAUUUUCAACGACUACAGCUCGGUCGGGUACUCCCUCCUCCUCAAGAAGGAGAAGGCAAUCAUCGUGCAGCCUGAUCGGGUGGUGAUUGCCAAUGGGCCCACUUUCGGAUGCGUAUUGAUGAAGGACUUUCUCAUUGCACUUGCAAAGAGGCUUAAACGCAACACUACAGCUCAUGAAAACUACAGCAGGAUCUUCGUUGCUGACGGGUUUCCUCUCAAGUGUGAACCAAGUGAGCCUUUGAGGGUUAAUGUUCUCUUCCAGCAUGUGCAGAAGAUGCUUUCACAUGAUACGGCUGUGAUUGCUGAAACUGGAGACUCCUGGUUUAAUUGCCAGAAGCUGAAAUUACCAGAAGGAUGUGGUUGGUGUUGCAGGUAUGAAUUCCAAAUGCAGUAUGGUUCGAUCGGGUGGUCUGUUGGUGCCACCCUUGGAUAUGCCCAGGCAGUACCCGAUAAACGAGUGAUUGCUUGCAUUGGAGAUGGAAGCUUCCAGGUGACUGCACAAGAUGUGUCGACCAUGAUUCGUUGCGGGCAAAAGACCAUCAUUUUCCUGAUAAACAAUGGGGGAUACACCAUAGAGGUUGAAAUCCAUGACGGACCAUACAAUGUCAUUAAGAACUGGAACUACACUGGACUAGUUGAUGCUAUCCACAAUGGUGAAGGCAAUUGCUGGACAAUGAAGGUACGCUGUGAAGAGGAGCUUAUUGAAGCAAUUGAAAUGGCAACUGGUGAGAAGAAGGAUUGUCUCUGCUUCAUUGAAGUGAUUGUACACAAGGAUGAUACAAGCAAAGAGCUACUUGAGUGGGGAUCCAGGGUGUCUUCUGCCAAUAGCCGUCCUCCAAAUCCACAGUAGAACUUCUAUCUUGAUCCAAGCUUAGUAGUACUUUCAUGGAGUUUAUGAGAAUGUGAGGCAGAUUUGGUUUAGUUUUCUAUAGACUUGGCAACUUCGGCUUCUGGUGGUUGAGAAUGAUUUUUAAGUAUUAGUAA